UCGCACCUCCGUUACUGAGUUCCCGUUUUCUACACCACCCUCCUCUUUCCUGCUUCUGGCAAAAAGCUACACCACGCUGGUUACUGUGAUUGUUCCAAGUAGUCCUGUGCCACACGUCCACCACGUAUUGACGGAAUUUUAAAUUUCCCAAGUCCCUGACUGUGAGGUUCUUACUGCAAUUGCAACUUGUCACCACAAGGCAGCAGCCACUGAGCUCCUCCUGGCCGUGGGCACUCCUGCUUUGCAACCUGUUUGCCUUGUGUCAUACACUCCAUGCCUUGCUUCCCAAGUGUCUCCUGACUGGAAACAGGGAUCGCACUCCAAGCCCUCUUCUCCUCUAAGAGAAAACGACCCUUUUGAAACUCACUGGCUGGCCAUCUUCCCGAGUUUACAUCAAGCCUAACAGAAGCAUCAUUUAUCUUAAAACAAGCACUGUUUCCUGCCGUCUGAAACUCUGGCACCAACUCACGGUUAAGAACGAACGAGGGAGCCAACUCCGUUAGUUUCCACGCUGCCUAAAUAAAAGAUGCAGAGAACCGCUUGGGGCACAAACGAUCAAUACCACGCCUGCCCCACCCACCCCCAAAUUCACCUGGAAUUCAAGUUCACCCUACAUGAAAGUUACUCAGCUUAUAACGUUACUUCCAAAGAACUGGAACACACCUCCAAUCAUCGUAGCAGCAAAUCUUCCAGGGGACCCCCGGGACUGCUCCUCAACUGUGCCAGAAACCACCAAGAACGGCCGAGACAUCGCAGGCAAGGAGGAAACCGCCCUUCUCCCCACCCCGCUGGCCGCCGUUUCCGCAGGGGGCAGGGAGUGGCGUCCAGGCCCGCGCAGGGAACCCGGCGGCCGCGAACUCACAUUCCGCAGGCGGGAGUCACGGCACCGCACAGCGAGGCGUGGCGACGUGGCCAAGGCAGGACAGCGCAGACAGCGCCUCACCUGUGCGGCCCUGCUCGGGACCCGCGCGGCGGAGGAAAGGCGCCAACCCAAAGGAGUUCGCGGGCCGAGAGCGGUCGGGCGGCUGGGCCUGGCGACAGCGGCGAGGCCCCGCAAGAUUCUUUGUGAUUCCUACCAAUCCUGCAGAGUGCGUCCUAACCAAACGACAACCGCCGGCAAAGUAACUCGAGGAUCGAGAACCUCCGCGGAAGGAAAGCUCCCUCCGCUCCCGCUUCGAAAGGCGGGUUUGCCUGUUUCCCUGCUGCAGCUCCGGUCCUGCCGGCAGCCCGCGGGCUCAGCCCGGCUUCUUCCCCACCCCGAACACCGCCGGGCCUCACACCAGGCGGGAGACCCCGCGCCCCCGAACUACACAUCCCACCCGACGGGAGUCCCGGCAGCGCUCAGCCUCCUUCUGCACGUCCCCUCGCUUCCUUUGGGCCUCCCGGUAGUCCCGGGCUGGCGGUCUCUCGGCGCUCUGCGGCCCCGCCUGUCGGUUGCUAGGAGGCGGGGAAGCGCAGGCGCGCUGGGGGCAGCCGCGCGGCUUGCCGGGCCGGCGGUUGCUCGGCGCUCCGCUGCCCCGCCUGUCUGUUGCUAG
This is a messenger RNA of Balaenoptera acutorostrata (minke whale), 1535 nucleotides long. RefSeq lists its product as uncharacterized. The transcript is spliced from 2 exons. The coding region runs from base 615 to 1535 and encodes 306 amino acids. NCBI's taxonomy places the organism in Eukaryota, Metazoa, Chordata, Mammalia, Artiodactyla, Balaenopteridae. The record is from RefSeq and is a predicted model, not a curated record.